Cornus florida is the source of this 2088-nucleotide messenger RNA. RefSeq names its product protein EARLY FLOWERING 5-like. The record is from RefSeq and is a predicted model, not a curated record. The transcript is spliced from 9 exons. Bases 152 to 1777 code for a protein of 541 amino acids. NCBI's taxonomy places the organism in Eukaryota, Viridiplantae, Streptophyta, Magnoliopsida, Cornales, Cornaceae. Gene Ontology annotation, biological process: mRNA cis splicing, via spliceosome. Gene Ontology annotation, cellular component: spliceosomal complex.
CACUUGAAUCUGAGCCAGUGUAACUGAGAACCGUACAUAAGUAAAAUCCGAAUAAAAAACCCAAAUAGAUCUGCGUUUCCCCGCAAAUUUGACGUCGAGUCGAAGAAGAAGAGACUUGGAGAGAGUGGAGAGAGAGAGGAGAGAGGCGAACAUGAAGACCACAAAGGGAGGCAAAGUCAUGAACCCUACGGACGCCUAUCGCAAGGAGAUUCGCAAGAAGGAAUUAAAAAGGAAUAAGAAAGAAAGAAAGAAAGUGAGGGAAGUGGGGAUCUUAAAGAAGGAUCCUGAUACACUGAAAGAGCAAAUUGAGAAGUUGGAAAUGAUGAAGGCAGAAGGUGCUCUGGACAAAGCGAGAAAACACAAGAAGAGACAGCUUGAGGACACAUUGAACCUUGUUAUUAAAAAGAGGAAGGAAUAUGAAGAUAAAUUGCGUGAAAAGGGUGAGGCUCCAGUUAUGUUCAGUCAUUUAGGACCUCCUCGAAGACUGACAACAGCGGAAGAAGAAGAAAGAGUCAAGCACCCUAAACCUGAAGACUCAGUAUACUAUCACCCUACACUGAAUCCUACAGGAUCCCCACCGCCUGGAAAGCCUCCCAUGUUUAAAUCAUCAAUAGGACCUAGAAUUCCAUUAUCAGCAGCUUCAUCUAGUGCUGCUGCAUUGUCAUCAAAGUCAGAGUUGGAGGAUGGUUCUUCAGCUGGACCCCCUCCUCCUCCUCCACCUCCUCCUCCUUUGCCUCCUGCUGAUGAUCUGGAUGCUGGAGAUGGUUCUAUUAUGCCUGAAUCUUUGCCAUUGCCACCACCACCACCUCCAAUGCCACCAAAACCUGCUGUGGCAGACUUGGGCACAUCAAUGCCUCCACCUUUGCCACCGCCACCUCCUGGCCCCCCUCCUAAAGAGCAAAUUGCCAUACGCCCUCCCUUUCCUCCUUCAAUCAUCCAAAAUGCUCAGCCACCUCCACCUGGCACUUUGGGCAGUGAAAAGGAGAAAAAUCAAUCUGCAAAGUCAGAUAAUUCAUCCUCCAAGGAGCCAGUUCUGGCAUCUAUUAUGCUUCCCCCACCUCCUCCACCACCUGGAUUGCCAUCAAAAUUGGCAAAUCAGCAGUCCGAAGGUGUACCAUCUGAAUCUGAUGCCAAAAAUCCUUCAGGGGUGAUGGAUCUUCCUAAGAUGGUUCCUCCUCCACCUCCUCCAAGGCAACAGCCUCCAGUGCCUGGGUCUUCUUUGGUCCCAACUUUGCAGCCUGACGUGCUACACCCUGGAAUAUCACGUCUUCCCCCACCCCCACCUCCGCCAGAUAUGCGGCCACAAUUACAUGCUCUUGGACUUCCUGGCCAAGUUGCUCCACCUGGAAUGAUGGUCCCACUAAUUCCAAGGCCACCUUUUGGGCCUCCCCCCAUGAUGAGACCUCCACUUCCACCUGGACCUCCUCCAAUUUCCCAAGAUGAUCAUGCUGCAAGGUUUCCUGCCCCUCAAAAGCCAUCAUAUGUUAAAUCAGCUGCAUCUACUGUUGUUAAGAGGCCGCUAGCUCAGCAUACUCCAGAGCUUACAGCCAUGGUUCCUGCAUCUGUACGUGUGAGGAGAGAGACUGCUAUUCUGAAGGUAAAACCAAAGCCAUCACUCUCAACCGUGGCUGCAGCAGCUACCAGGCCAGAAGCUACUCCUGCUAUUGUGAAACCAGUCUCAGUUAACUCCUCAUCAGCACCGAAGGCACAGAGCAUUGACGACUCAUAUACGGCCUUCUUGGAAGACAUGAAAGCACUGGGCGCACUAGGUGAUUGAACUGAUUGUAGCCGAUGAGAAGCUGCGAGGAAACAGGACUAGCAUGCAUGCAUCGAGAGGAAAGAAAUGUAUUGGCCAUUGCGAUUGAUCCGGGGCUUAUUUGGAUAAAUUAUUUAUAGUUGUCCGUAGCCCUAAUUUUCUCUCACAACAUUCUUCUGUAAUCUCUCCAAUUCCUCCCAGUACCUCAUUCAUUUUACAAUUGCUACAACUUUAAGCUCUCAGUUUUCUCAAAUGAGUCACUGCUAGGUUUACCGGAAGGAAGAGAGGAACACUGUAUGACAUUGAAGUUUAUAAAAAAUUUCUUUCCUUCA